Molecule: messenger RNA, 915 nt
Organism: Scaptodrosophila lebanonensis
Lineage: Eukaryota; Metazoa; Arthropoda; Insecta; Diptera; Drosophilidae
Product: CTD nuclear envelope phosphatase 1
Exons: 2
Coding region: 26-838 (270 amino acids)
Molecular function (GO): protein serine/threonine phosphatase activity
Source: RefSeq, a predicted model, not a curated record
AUAUUAUACUCGUGGGAAACCGAAAAUGAAUGCUCUAGAGAACAAAGGCACCAUCUUUGUGUGGCGUCUCUAUUAUAUAGGACUAUUGACAAUUGCGUUAGGCGCCAUUUGCGCUUUGAUAUCUCCGAUACGUUUUACGAUCUACAAAUGCCUGGGCUUCAUAUAUAAGGUAUCGAUUAAUCAUAGCGCCAUCACCUAUGGGGACAGCCCUUUGUCCCCAGUUUCGAAACGUCGCCUGGGCAUGGUUAAACGCAAGACCCUUGUGCUGGACAUGGAUGAGACGCUUAUAACGACAGUGUUGGAUCGCAAUGACACUGGUAUGGAGCCCUUGCCAGAAAUACCAUAUGACUACAGUUUUUAUCUGGAGGACUAUGAUUACACGUUUUACGUUUACAAGCGCCCUUAUGUCGACCUGUUCCUAGAAAAGGUCUCCAAGUGGUACGAUGUAACAAUCUAUACUGCAGCUUCCCAGGGCUACGCCGAGCCCGUGCUUGACUUUUUGGAUGCCGGCCGUGGAAUAUUGAGGAAACGACUGUAUCGCCAGCACUGUAUCGAUGUAAUGGGACUGCGGGGCAAGUACGUUUCCCUGGCAAACAGCGACCUUGCCAAUGUGUUGCUUGUGGACAAUUCUGAUGUGGAGUGCAGCUUCAAUGCUGGAAAUUCGGUUCGGAUCAGAUCCUUUCGAGUCGGUCGCCAGGAUGAGGCGCUUCUGAACUUGUUGCCCUUCCUUGACGCACUUCGGUUCACCAGCGAUGUGCGCACCGUUUUAGAACGUUGCACUCGCUAUGAUUGUCUAACCACAGCCAUAGAGAGAUCGUGUCAAGAUAACUCUUUCUGAGCCAACAAAUACUCCAUCAAAAUGUUAUUCCUUACUGUUUUCUUUAACUGUUAAUUUAAUACACUUACCACCUACUA